This is a messenger RNA of Phytophthora nicotianae INRA-310, 1020 nucleotides long. RefSeq lists its product as hypothetical. NCBI's taxonomy places the organism in Eukaryota, Oomycota, Peronosporomycetes, Peronosporales, Peronosporaceae. The record is from RefSeq and is a predicted model, not a curated record. The transcript has 2 exons. The coding region runs from base 1 to 1020 and encodes 339 amino acids.
AUGCCACCUUUGACUCAAAUCGAUCGGAUGGUUGAUGGAGGGCACGGAGUCUCAUCUGCACCCGACAAAAACGACGGAUUACCCACUCAGCAUGCAUUCGAGGCCACAGCAUCAACACGUCAUCAAGCGUCGGCGGAAUUAACAAUCGCAAGUGAAGUUCCAGUGGUUGAGUGCCGGCGGGGAACUCGUAAUCGCACGACGACAAAGAUUUUCGUACCAACGCCUGGUACACGACCUCAGCGGCCUACAAAACGGCGUAUCCGACCCAAAAAAGUACAGCCACCAACAAAAUGGAGAGUAGCUUUCGUUAAGGACCGUGUAACCACUGCGAGUGGGAAAGUGCUAUAUCGUGUUCUAUGGAGAAGUAGGAAGUAUGGGCGACAUCCUCGAACCUGGGAGCCGCGGGAUAUGCUUUUGCAGGAUGGAUUUGGAGACGUACUUAAAGUUGUUGACAAAUGGGUGGAAGCUGGUCGAAAGGAAGAUUUUUUUCAAUUUGUUUCGGAGUUAUACCCUAGUGUUGCAGGCGCAAAUCCUACGGGUACCUGCUUAUUCCUUGCGUUGCAGCAAGCUCUGGGAAUGGUCGGCGAGCCUACCGGAGUUACAGAUGAACACAUUGAAGAAUUUCUUUCUCGGUCCAACAAACUGAACCAAGACUUAUCACGUGGCAUAUCGUGGCGAGUGUUCCGUGCUUUCGUUAUGCAAAUAUAUUUGGGCGGAUCACGCUUGUCAAUGGCCGAUAUCGAAUUUAACAGGCACCGUACCGGCCACCGUGGCAUUGAUGCUGUUAAGAAUUUGGAGCUAGAGGAUGGAAUUUACUUAGUCGCGGCAAGCAACACCAUGUCCGUCGGACAUGCUUUCGUCCUUCAAGUAUGCGGAUCUCGAAGGCUAGUUUACGACGACAAUACCAAGCGUACUUUGGUGUCGUACGGCGAGUGGAUCGACAGAGUGAUGCUGCGCAACCAGGAAACUCAGCUUAAUGCUGGACUCACUCACUUAUCGGAAUUGCCCAACUGGCUAUAA